AUGACACCAGUCGAUUUUACCCCGUUUGCCUGGGCCAAGUGCUUCACGGAAGAUACCAGAUUGCCACCAAACUUGGAUAUGGUUCAAGCUCAACACUGGCGGUGGUCUCGAGAAAGAUACGUCGCCCUCAAGGUAAAUGCUGUGAAUCGUCGCUCCGGACAGAACACCGCCGAAAACGAACUCGCAAUGCUCAAACACAUUUCUUCUGUAAAUAAAAAGCAUCAAGGCUGGAGCUUUGUGAGAAGAUUAUCAGGUUCUUUCACUAUUGACGUUGCCAUUGGAACCCACCUGUGCCUCGUUCUCGAACCUUUACGAGAACCAUUGUGGCUGUACUGUCGGAGUACUGACUGGCGAUCAGACUUGAAACCGGAUAAUAUACUGGUCAAGCUUGAAGACCUUGCAAUCUUGGACAGAGAUGCUCUAGAUGAAUAUCAGAACCCUUUACCGCAAAAGAUUACCAAUGACCGUACCAUUUAUCUUUCGCGAAACAACUACGGCCCGUUCUCUAUACCCGCUGGCAUCGUUCAGAUUGCCGAUUUUGGCUAUUCAAAGUCAGGCAAGACACACCACUCUGGGUGUAUCCAAGCAGAAGCCUACCGCGCCCCAGAGGUUAUACUUGAUUCUGGUUACUCUUACAGUGCAGAUAUAUGGAGUCUCGGUGUCAUGAUGUGGGACCUUCUUGAGGGAAAACGCUUAUUCGAUCCAAUUGAUAAGCGGAUCAGCGAUCGAUAUGAUGACUCGGUACAUCUCGCUCAGCUCACUGGCCUUCUAGGCCCUCCACCUCAUGAUAUGCUUCGUUCCGGCCAGAGAACGUCCAUGUUUUACGAGCCCAAUGGUAAUUUUAAACAUCCCGAGUUGAUUCCUCAGGAUCUCAAAUUCGAGAACACUGUUUCCAUGAUAAGCGGCCAGGAGAAGACCAAUUUUCUAGAAUUCGUGAAAAAAAUGGUCAGGUGGAAUCCCGUAGAACGAAGCACUGCCAGUGACCUGCUCAAAGAUCCAUGGCUCUACGAAGAUUUCGCUGCAGAGCAUCCAAUGGGAAUCCCCCAGGUGUCAUUCGCACUCAUCAAGCGCUCCGAUCUCGUGCGCUUAAACGAUGAGGGCAAAGUCAUCGAUCACGGAAGCUACAAGCUUGUCAAUCAAUCUGCUUUCCUUAUUCAUGCAGCUGGGAAGCAAGACAUGUUACAUGGUUAUAUCACAUAA
Beauveria bassiana ARSEF 2860 is the source of this 1200-nucleotide messenger RNA. Its product is annotated as CMGC/DYRK protein kinase. Gene Ontology annotation, biological process: regulation of mRNA processing; spliceosomal complex assembly; protein phosphorylation. The transcript is spliced from 7 exons. Bases 1 to 1200 code for a protein of 399 amino acids. The record is from RefSeq and is a predicted model, not a curated record. Gene Ontology annotation, molecular function: ATP binding; protein kinase activity. Lineage: Eukaryota; Fungi; Ascomycota; Sordariomycetes; Hypocreales; Cordycipitaceae.